Molecule: messenger RNA, 8128 nt
Organism: Mya arenaria
Lineage: Eukaryota; Metazoa; Mollusca; Bivalvia; Myida; Myidae
Product: zinc finger MYM-type protein 4-like
Exons: 23
Coding region: 196-6009 (1937 amino acids)
Molecular function (GO): zinc ion binding
Source: RefSeq, a predicted model, not a curated record
ACGGCCGAUUUGUAUCGGGAUAUUUCUAAAAUGGAAAAUCAUAUUUAUGUAGCUUCUUUGCAUUAAAUAAAAGUAUCAAUAUUGCAAACCUUAAGCGGAGUAUUGAAACAAAAUUUGCAUCACAUGUCAUUUGGGUUUGCAAACCGAAAGUAGGAUAUUCCCGCAAUAAUAGACGGAACAAGGGUUCCGGACAACAUGUCGAGUGAACAGGAGGAUUUGGGUCCUGCAGUUACUGUAGAUGCCUCAGGAGACCAUGUAGAAGAAACAAAUGAGUUGAAAAGUACAGCUAAUGAUAACCAAGAGGCAAGUGCAGAGGAUGACAAACUAUUAGAAGAAAAUGCUAUGGAAACUGCAGCUGAAUAUAAAGACAUAGAUAGUAAUGCUGAUGGUAAAAUACUAGUUGGAAAUUUUGAAGAGCAGAUUACACAACAGGAUGAAGAUGGAAUUGCGAAUGCUGAAGGUGAUAGAAAGGAAAUCGAGGAGGCUAUGGAAGUUGAAGAUGUAGAAGGUGAAGACUCAAAAUGUGAUGACCAACCAGAGGCAGAUAACAUUGGGUUCUCAACCAGAGAUGUUGAAAUGGAGCCAGAACAAAAAACUGAAGAUGAAACCCAGCAGCCUGGGACAGCUGAACCAGAGAUAGCUGAGCCAGUACCUGAAGAAAAGCAAGAGGUUGAAGAACAAGAUAAAUAUUUAACUGAAGCUGUUGAACCAGAUGUGUUACCAGAAUCUGAUGAACUUGCUCAGAAUGCUGAAGUAAUGGAGGGUGAUGAAGUUGUUAAUAAAGAUUUAGAUCAACAAGUACAGGAGUCUAGACCUGAAGCGGAAUAUGAUGAGCAUGAAGGUGAUGAUACUAGUAAGGUUAGCGGAGAAAUGAGUGAAGAUUUUCAAGUAGCUGUAAAUGAAAGUGAAUCAAGACCUGAAGCAGAAAAUGUUGAGGAAGGUGAAGAUUUGGACAAUGACGAUCUAGAUUUAAAUGAAGAGCUUAGUGAACAAUUAUUGGAGGAUGAAGAGAAAUCUAAUGAAAAUGUUGAAAAAAAUGAGAUGGGAAUUAACGCAGUAGUUGCUGAUGAAAAGAUAGAAAAUGAAGCUCAGUUGAAAUUAGAGGGUCAUGACCGAGCUGAAAGAGAUGACAGUGAAGAAAGAGUUGGAGAAAAUCCUGAGGCAGAUAUUGAACAGAUGGAAGAUGCUUUAUUAGAUACAGCUGAAAACAAUGAGGCAGAAGCUGCAGAAGGAGAACUUACACAAGACAGUCAACCAGAAGAUCUUCCAGAGACUGCAGAAGGAACUGCCAAAGAGCCGACAGAAGCUGAUGUUGAUUUCACAGUUGCCCAGGUUGAUGAAUCACAAGAUAUUGAUGCACAAGCUGAAUAUUUGGUUGAAACAGAGCCUGAAGCAGAGGCCAGCAAAGCGGGAGAAAACGAAACUGCAGAACAAGUAGAACUUGGUGAAGAAUUGGAACAAACAGAAAAUGAUGAAGUUCAAGAAGCACAAGGUGGGGAUAAGGGUCAGCCUGGAGCUGACGGAAGAGAUGAACCUGAAGAAUCGGGAGACCAAGGAAGAGAAGCAAGCCAUGAAGCAGGUGAUGCUGAAGAAGACACGGAGGCAGAUAAAGCUGCACCCGGAGAAAGGGAGGAGCCAGAGUCAGAACAGAUGGAAGUGACAGCUGAAGAUGACACACAGGUUGAAGAUACUGCAAACACUGAACAACCCGAUGAGGAGCCAUCUGUAGAACCACAACAGGUAGAAGGUAGAACAGAAAGUGCUGAUGCUCCUGAUGAACAAGCGGAAGCUAUUGAUGAUGUCCUCAUAUCUGAGAAUAUGGAGAAUGAUGAAAUUGAAGUUAAAAAUGUGAACAGUGAUGAAAAUGGAGCAAGUGAACUAUCUGUGGGGACUGAAAAAUCUGAUGAAAAGGUCAAUGAGAAAUCUGAGGCUUCUAAUGACGCCCCUGAGGCUCAGAAAGACUUGAAUGACAAAGAAACAGAGGAAGAGACUCAAGGGUCAUUUAUAGAAGUUGGGGAGACUGCAAGCAAUGUACCAGAAGCAAUGGAAACUAGCAGUGCUGCUUUGAAUAAGUUGGAUAAUACUACCGAACAGUCUGCUGCAGUGAAUCAGGUCGAAGUUGCGCUUAACCAGUCCACUGCAUUAGAUCAGGCAGAAAAUGCAUCAAACCAGUUGGUUGUGGAGGAUCAGACAGAAGAUGCUUCAUCUAAAAAUGAUCAACCAGUCUCUAUACACUUUUCCUCAGUCAAUGUGAAAAAAGAGAAAAUGGAUGAAGACAAGCAGACAGAAGGUGCAGGGUUAAAGAUUGUUGGUGUUACGUCUGCUGUGGGUCUGGAAGAAAAAGACAACCAGUCUACAAAAGAGUCAGACAAAGGAGACAAAUCUGCUGAGAAAUCUGUGGAGAGUGAGAAAAUGGAAGCAACUGUUACACAUAAAAACGACAUGCUUACAGUCAAACAAGAGAAGCUGGCUUCAGCCAAUCAAAAGCCAGAAACAGCUUUAAAAAGAGGGGCAAAAGAGGAGGCCAACAAGAAAAUCAAAGAUGAAGCAACAGCUACUGAGGAGGAAGACGACGAUGUUAUUGCAAUCAAGGAAGAGAAGAAACCAGUCGCCAAACCAAAGAGCAAAAUACAGAAAUGCAUCGUCUGUGAGAAGGUUGGAAAAUGCAAGUACAAUAUAGUUCGCAAUGGGGAUGUUAAACAUCUUUGUGAUGACAACUGCUUCAAACGUUUCCGGAGCAACCCGACCCAAUAUCUGCGUCAUGCUGAAACGAGUUCAGACCAAAAUGCAGCCAACAAAGCAGACAAGCCCCAGGCACCUGUUAAACCGGUUUCAAGAGAAACAGCAUCUGAGAAACUUGCAGCUGCCAAGGCGAAUGAAAAGUUGGUGCAACAGCAAUCACCUGUGUAUAAGACAUGCUCCGUUUGUCAACUGAUGAAUGUUCGCACCUCGAAACCAUUCCUGAACUGGCAGGGGCGAGACUAUUGUGGAGAAGAAUGCCUUGGCAAAUUCCAGGCUGGCCUAUCAAGCAAUUGUAGCUACUGCCAGUCAUCCAUUUUCCAGAACAAUAAGACUAAAUAUUGCUGUACUGUCGGGAAUGAAGUCAAACAUUUCUGUAGCUUAAUUUGCAACACUGAAUUUUCAAAACGUAUAAAACUGUGCGCAUUUUGUAACAAUGAUCUCUCAAUGAAAAAAGACUCAUUUAUGGCACCAGUCGGGGAUAAUGCGUUAUUCAAGGAUUUUUGUAGUCAAACCUGUUUGCAAAGUUUUGAAGCGAAGAAUAAAAAAGAUUUGGAGCUAGUGGGGAUUCAAAAAGGACAGACUGUUCCAGGCGCAGCUGUUGGAACUUCAAGUUGUACGGUUUGCGGAAAGAUGUCACAGAUUAAACAUGAGUUUAAACUGGAUUCAAAACUCUAUCGUUUAUGCAGCGAUCCUUGCUUCUCUGCGUUCAAAUAUGCAAACAAGAUCACCAUGAACAACUGCGACAAUUGUAACGCAUGUUUAUUCGGUGAUGCCAGUAGUUAUCAGUGUGUACAAUUUGAAGGGCAGCAGAAAAGAUUUUGUAGCUUUUUGUGUGUGAACACGUUCAGGGGAAGUAACAAGAAGAUUGUAGCCUGUGCCUGGUGUUGCGCAAAGAAAACAAACUUCGACAUGAUUGAAAGGGUGGACGCUAACAACAAGUACCAGCUGUUCUGUUCACUCAACUGCCUAUCACUAUAUAGGGUUAACUUGCAGGCUACAUCCAACCAGGCUGUAGUAUGUGACCAGUGCCGCAAGUUUGUCCCGGCCCAGUACCACCUGACCAUGAGUGACGCGUCUGUGCGCAACUUCUGCUCCUACGGCUGCGUGAUGCAGUUCCAGGCGCAAUUCCAGGCUCCGGCAAAACAAGCAGUAGGACAGCAACAACAGGUGGUGCAGGUAGAGUCUGCUGCUGCUGUUGCUGCUGCUGCAGCUGGAGGAGGGAAACAACAGACUGUCACUAGAUCGGGCAGGGUUGUGAACCAGAAAGGUUCUAAAUCAUCUCAGACACCUGCAUCAAGGAACAAUGGGGGAAAAGUUGUGGUCAACAAAAACAACAGCCCUGACUCGUUCCCGAUAAUAUCCAAUGUGGUUUCCCUAGCUGCACAGGGCAAGCAGCAGGAGAUCAAUAUUAAGACGUCCACCCCUGUAAGUGUAAACAGUCAACAGAUUCCUGGUAUCAAGACAAACACAACAUAUUCUGGAACCCAAGUUGUGCAGCAGCAAAUCAUUAUUCAGCCCCCACUCCCGAAAUCCAUGAAGAACAAGUCACUUCUGUGUAAACCUAUCACACAGACGAAGGCCACGUCGUGCAGACCUCAUACACAGACUAAGGAGACUCAGACAGAAAAGGGAGCGCCCGAGAAGGCCCUGAUCCCGGUUCCUGUGCCCAUCUACUGCCCCACCCCUCUGUUCAAGUAUGCGAUGCCGACACCCAUUUUUGUUCCAAUACCAGUGCCCAUCCCGGUUCCCAUCUUCAUUCCGACAACAAAAAAGAGCGCCAACAGCAUUUUGAAGCAGAUCAAGGACAUCCGAGAAAAGAUUCCUGCAGACCCAUUAGAGGCUGAGCUCCUCAUGAUGGCGGAUAUGGUGGCUGGGAAGGAGGAGAUGCGAAGCAGUAGCAGUGAAGAUGAGGAGGAGGAGGUGGAGCCACCUGAGCCUGUAAAACCAGUGAAGGAGACUCCGGCAACACCUGCACCAUCUAGUGGCGACCUAGGGGAAGACAUGUUACAGAUGGCACUGAGAAUGGCCUCGGAGAUGUCGGACGAACCUGCCAUGGACUUGGAGAAUACUCUGGAACCUGUUACAGUUAACACUGCUCCGCCCCCACCGUCCCAACCUCAGCCUGUCUUGAGUGAGGAACCACAUGAGGAGGAAGAAGAGUAUAUACCCACGUCUGCAAGAAACCGGCGAUCUCGAGGUGGGGGAUCGAAACGUCUGUCACGCAGCACACCAAGACGUAACCCAAAACGACAAAAAGUGGAGACACCCCCUCAGUAUAAGGAGCCGACCCCAACACCUUCACCGCAACCUGCCGCGCCACCUCCCGACGCAAACUUCCAUCUCAAGUACACUUACGGGGUAAACGCGUUUAAACACUGGGUAUUGUUAAAGAAUACACAGUUUGAACAGGCGUCAAAACCCGGACAGGGAAAGGCACUUAAGACCUUCAAGUCAGACAUUUUGCAGUGUACGGCGGAUGAGUUAAAUUUCUCACUUUGUUUGUUUGUUAAAGAGGUUCGGAAACCAAAUGGGGAGGAAUAUGCAGUGGAUAGUAUAUUCUAUCUGUGUCUAGGUAUUCAGCAAUAUCUCUUUGAAAAUGGGCGCAUCGACAAUAUAUUCAGCGAUUUCUAUUUUGAGCGCUUCACUGAAUGUCUAAAUGAACUGCUAAUGAGAUACGAACCAAAAUUAAAUCAUGAAGGUCAGCUGGUGUGCCGAAUUGAAGAGGAGCAUCUCUGGGAAUCAAAACAACUCGGAGCACAUUCCCCACACGUUCUCCUGAACUCCCUAGUCUACUUCAACACCAAAUUUUUCAUGUUAAAGACUUCUGAAGAGCAUUUGCGGUUAUCAUUCACGCACAUUAUGAAGCACUGGAAGAAAACACCAUCAGGGCGGGGCUCAGGGACAGGAGCUAACUCGGGCCGCAGCGUUUAUUUGAGAUAUUAUUGCCCCACCCCCCAGGGAAAAGAUCUGCAGCAGAAACGUAAAAAGGAGGAGAUGCCGGUGUAUGAACAGACAGAGAACCUGGACAACCCGCUCAGAUGUCCGGUCAAACUGUACGAGUUCUACUUGUCCAAGUGCCCGGAGAGUAUAAAAAAUCGUAACGACACAUUCUACUUGGUGCCAGAAAGGUCCUGCGUCCCUGACAGCCCAGUUUGGUACUCCACGGCCACUCUUGGCAUUGAUCACAUGGCGAAAAUGUUAAACCGGAUCAGGCUGGUCCGAGAAAUUCAGGAAGCCCAUUUGCAUACACAGCCAAUUUUUGUUUGAUGGAAGUUUUCUAAUUGUAGCUUUCAUAUCCAGGAUUUUUGUUUGUAUAUUUACGCUACAUUCAAACGGAUGUUUUGUAUAUUGUGUUUUGUAUAUAUAUAUAUUUCUUUUUACAUUUUACAUUUAGUCAAUAUUUGAUACACGUUUUAUCUAUAGCAUCACGGGAGUUCUGGCCCGAGGUUGGAAGCCUCAAUAUGAAAAUGCACAAGAACAAAAUGUUGCUCUCCGUAUACAUUAAACCCUAUUUGAAUGGCCUAGUGUUGAUGCUGUAAGAAUGCAGGAGGAGACACAAGCAAAUUCCUCGAACUGAACUAGAGCUUUUGGGAAAUAUGCUUGCUGUCCUGCAUUCAUACAGCAUAAACAAAAGAAAAAAUGGGAUUAAUCCUUAAGUGGGGUUUGAUCAAUAUUUAUAUCUACAUUUUGAAUCAAUAUUCAUCACGAUUAAUAAUUAGUAAAAUCUUUAGCAGCCGAUUAUAAGUUGUUAAAAAAACAACAUACAGGGUACACAUUAAUAAUAAUAAUGACGCCAUAACCCUUUAUAAUAUACAAAAUAACCAUCAAUUUCCCUGUAUGCAAAUGACCUGGCAAAUGUUAACUGUCACUAAAUCACUUCUGAUAAAAUCAACAUUGGGCCAAAAAUCGUGUGACACAUGACUAUCAUGUUAAAGUUAACAUGGCAAAUCAGAAAAUACCAAUGUCUGAAGAAAGCCAUAAAAAAGAACUGUUUAAGAUUUUAAGUUAGUUUCUGCUAUUUCCAAUCUGCUCGAUUGUGAUAUAACCUGGUAGCUGAUGGAAUCUUGAGUCCAUUUCCUAUGUAGAAAUUAGUACUGGUGUUCAUUAUGGGAGGCCAUGAGAAAGUACCCUUACUGGGGAUGGAACCAAUAACCUAUUGGGUGAGAGGCGACACCAUUCCCCUGGACCACUCUCACCCUGGGAAACAGUAGCCAUUACUUUAAAAUAGUGUGCACACUCAACAAGGCAUUAGUUAAAAGCUUUAAUUUUUAAUUUUAGCUGGGAGUUAGCUUCCAAACUUCUGUAAAUAACUACGGUAAUCAAUGUGAGGUUAUCAGAUAGCAAUUUAUAAAAUGAAACUCUUGUAAUGAAAUCACAUGUCGUUCACACUGUGCAAUAUUCCAGUAGCAUUUAAACUGACAGUCAAGAAAAUGUUGCUUGCAAAAUUAAGUUUUUAUCUCACCUGUUUUGUUGUUGUUGUUUUUGUUUUUUCCAUUGAUAAAAACCCGAUAUUUUCAUUGCCGAAGUGUAAUGGACUGUGGCAUUGGCAGUUGCAGUGUCAUCAUACAAAUACGUUGGACCAGCGAUGUAAUUUGAAAAACUUUAAAAUUAAAUGCUCUUGAAAUUAAGUACACUUGUUACCAGUGACAAUGUGCCUCUAUAAGUACCAAGGGCCAUGACUUGUCACUUGUUAUUUGCCUGGGAUGCUUUCAGGAACAAAUACACAUAGACAUUAAUGUCUAAACUCUUAUGUUAACAGUUCAUGCUUUUUCAAAUUGUAAUUGUAUUUUUCUAGCCUUUAGGUCAGACUUGCCCUGCAAAUCCUUCAAUGUUUGAUUCAGGAACAGCCUCAAAACUGUUUGAUGCAUUAACUUAGUACAGGUUAACCUCAAGUCAGACUGAACUAUUUCUAGAGUAAUGCCCCUUGAUCAAGAGAGAAACAGACAACAGUUACUGUUGGUAUCCACAUCUGGUGGUAUUACUUUCUCUAGAAUUUAGUGACUGCUUUAGACAUUGUCUAACCUACGCAGCCAAUAACUGGUAAAUCAGAGUCUAGACAGCCAAUUAGAGGUCAUUUGAGCCUAGGCAGCCAAUUAAUUUUUGAAUAUUUUACUGUGUCUUCAUUGUUUAGUCAGGGAACCUAUUGUUAAAUUUGUUAAGAUAUGUUGUCUUCAGAAGACGAUUCUUUGUUCAUAGGCCAUUUGGAAAUUCUUAUGAUGAACUUGAUUUCGACACUAUCCUUAAGAUUUUAUGAAGCCACUUGACUGAAUCAUAUUGCAGCAAAACGAAUGUUUCCUUUUGUUUUCAUUGUAAGUAUCAUAUACACCAUUACCUUAUAGACGUACACAAUUAUUAUAUAGUGUAGAAUAAAAUUGUGAAGAAUCAA